This is a messenger RNA of Lodderomyces pseudojiufengensis, 1383 nucleotides long. It is a transcript of the gene GCD2, whose product is annotated as translation initiation factor eIF2B subunit delta. Bases 1 to 1383 code for a protein of 460 amino acids. NCBI's taxonomy places the organism in Eukaryota, Fungi, Ascomycota, Pichiomycetes, Serinales, Debaryomycetaceae. The transcript has a single exon. The record is from RefSeq and is a predicted model, not a curated record.
AUGACUGAUGCAAAGGUUGAGGCAGAGGCUAAACCUGCUGCAACCGAAGAGAAGAAAUUGAGUAACAAAGAACUAAAAGAAUUAAAGAAAAAGGAAAAAGCAGCCAAAAGGGCUGCUCAAAAGGAAGCUAGUGGAAUCACACCAGAACAACAAAAACAAAUAGCAGAACAAAAGAUUGAAAAGAAAAAACAAAAACAAACAACUGCAACUCAUUUAAAGAAGCAAUUGAAUCAAACUGUUAUAAAAGAAAAUAAAAAAAUACCACAUUUAUUUGGACAUUUAGAAACUAGGGAACAAAGAAAUGCUUCAUCACCUACUAUAUCACAUAUUGUACAUCCAGCUAUAUUAUCAUUAACUCUAAAAUAUUCAAGUUAUAGUGUAGUUGGAUCUGUGGCGAGAUUGAGAAAUAUGCUUCAAGUUUUUAAACAAGUAAUUCAAGAUUAUAAAACUCCAGAAAAUACAACUUUGACUAGACAUUUAACAGGUCAUUUAUCACAUCAAAUAGAAUAUCUUAAAUCUGGUCGUCCCUUAUCAGUAUCAAUGGGGAAUGCUAUAAGGUGGUUAAAACAAGAAAUUUCAUUGAUAUCAAUAGAUACAUCUGAUAAAAAAGCGAAAGAAAUAUUAUGUUCGAAAAUAGAUGAUUUCAUAAAGGAAAAAAUUGAAUUAUCUGAUCAAUUAAUUGUUGAAAGCGCUUCAACUCAUAUAUCAAAUGGUUCAACUAUUUUAACUUAUGGACAUUCACAAGUAUUGGAAGAAUUAUUUGUAUAUUGUGCAAAACAUCAAAAUAAACAUUUCACACUAAUUAUUGUUGAUUCAAGACCUUUAUUUGAAGGUAAGACAUUAAUUAAGAAUUUAUCAAAGGCAUUAGGAGAUGAAUUAUCAAAUUAUAUAAGUAUACAUUAUGUAUUAUUGAAUUCAUUAUCCUCAACAUUAUUAGAAGAUGUUGAUUGUGUGUUUUUAGGAGCCCAUGCAAUGUUAUCAAAUGGAAGACUCUUUGCAAGAGUUGGAACUGCAAUGAUAGCAAUGAUGUCUCAUACAAGAAAUAUACCAGUAUUAACAUGUUGUGAAUCAAUAAAAUUUUCAGAUAAAGUUCAAUUAGAUUCUGUUACAAAUAAUGAAUUGGCAGAUCCAGAAGAUCUUAUACUAAAAAAAUCACAAAAGAAAUCAUUUGCAUUAGAACAAUUCAUUGGUAAAAAAGAUGAUGAAAAAAAUAAUGAUGAUGAUGAACCUUUACAAAAUUGGAGAAAAAUUCAAACUUUAAACGUAUUGAAUAUAAUGUAUGAUUUAACCCCUCCUGAGUAUAUAAAUAAAAUUAUAACAGAAUUGGGUGCUUUACCACCUUCUUCAGUUCCAGUUAUUUUAAGAGAGUAUAAGAAUACGUAA